Peromyscus leucopus (white-footed mouse) is the source of this 2506-nucleotide messenger RNA. Its product is annotated as zinc finger protein 260-like. NCBI's taxonomy places the organism in Eukaryota, Metazoa, Chordata, Mammalia, Rodentia, Cricetidae. The record is from RefSeq and is a predicted model, not a curated record. Gene Ontology annotation, biological process: regulation of transcription by RNA polymerase II. Gene Ontology annotation, molecular function: DNA-binding transcription factor activity; RNA polymerase II cis-regulatory region sequence-specific DNA binding.
UCUUUUACUUAGGAUAGCAUUUUGUGCAGCACCUAUGGUAAUUAGGUAAUUUUCCAUUACAGAGGCUGUUAACAUUCAGGGAUGUGGCUAUAGACCUCUCACUGGAGGAAUGGGAAUGUCUAGACUUUGCCCAGAGGGCAUUGUACAUGGAUGUGAUGCUGGAGAAUUACUACAAUCUAGUCUUUGUGGAGAACCAUCGCAUAUGUGAUAAAUAUGAGAAUGUCUUGGAUCAAGGCACAAAGCAUAUUUUCCGUGAUCAUGUGAAUAUCCAAGGGAAGCCAUUUCAAUGUAAUGAGCUUGGCAAAGGUAUUCAUGAAUCUUCUGAGAGUACACUGUAUGACAGGAAUGACAUUGUAGAAAAGUGCAAGGACAGAUUGCUUAAUCACAGAGAUGCCUCUAUUGAAUCGUUAGAUAUAAAUCGACAUGCAAGUGGGAACACUGGAGAAGAACCUUGCAAAUACAAAGAAUGUGUAAACUCUUUAGUUUUCUGUUCUAUCACUAGUCAAAAUCAACUAAUCCACACAGCAAUAGAAGAACAGAAAAAUGCAGAGAAUGAUAAAUCUUUUGACCCUAAACAUAUACUCACACUGAAACGAGCCAGCAGUGCAAAGAAACCACAGCAAUGCAAGCAAUGUGGACAAAUUUUCAAGAUGUACUCAAGUCUCAGUAGACAUCAGAGAGCUCAUAUUAGAGAGAAAUCCUAUAAAUGUACAAAAUAUAAUAAAUCUUUUCUGCCUUUGUCCCAACUCAAAGUGCAUUACAAGAUCCAUUCUGGAGAAAAACCCUACAAAUGUACGGAAUGUGGUAAGUGCUUAUUUCCUACAUCAGACUUGGCAAGGCAUUACAGCUUCCACACUGGAGGGAAUACUUACAAAUAUAAUGAUUUUGGCAAAUCCUUUUUCUGCUGCUCAGGUCAUACAAAACAUCAGAAAAGUCAUGGAACAGAGAGACCUUCUGGAUGUAAACAAGCUACUAGCACAUUCUACACAUGGUUACACCAUGAAUACCAUUGUGGAAUCCAUACAGGAGAGAAAUAUUUCAUAUGUAAUGAAUGUGGCAAAUCCCUUUGCACGUGUUCAGGUCUUAAAAGACAUCAGAGAAUUCACACAGGGGUAAAACCUUACAAAUGUAAUGAAUGUGAAAAAUCCUUUACCCAGGAAGGCAGUCUUAGAGCUCAUCAGAGAAUACAUACAGAAGAGAAACCUUUCAAGUGUAGUGAAUGUGACAGAUACUUUGCCAGGAAAUCCUAUCUUAGAACUCAUCAGAGAAUACAUACACAAGAGAAACCUUAUAAAUGUAGUGAAUGUGACAAAUCAUUUACUCAGAAAAGCAAUUUUAGCACUCAUCAGAGAAUACAUACAGGAGAGAAACCUUACAAGUGUAGUGAAUGUGAGAAACUCUUUACCUACAGCUCUCAUCUUAGAAGACAUCAGAGAAUUCAUACAGGAGAGAAGCCUUACAAAUGUAGUGAGUGUGACAAAUCCUUUACCAAUGGCACCGACCUUAGAAGACAUCAGAAAGUUCAUACAGGAAUUAAACCUUAUAAAUGUAAUGAAUGUGACAAAUACUUUACCCAGAAAGGCAGUCUUAGAACUCAUCAGAGAAUUCAUAGAGGAGAGAAACCUUACCAGUGUAGUGUAUGUGACAAAUCCUUUAUCAGGAAAGUCCAUCUUAUAAUUCAUCAGAGAAUACAUACAGGAGAGAAACCUUACCAGUGUAAUGAGUGUGACAAAUCCUUUACCCAGAAAUUUAAUCUUAGAACUCAUCAGAGAAUUCAUUCAGGAGAAAAACCUUACAAAUGUAGUCAAUGUGAGAAAGCUUUUAUCCAGAAAACCAGCCUUAGAACACAUCAAAGAAUUCAUACACAGAAGCAUUACAAAUGUAAUGUAUGCAGAAAUGUCUUUGCCUGCAUUUCAAGUCUAAGAAAACACCUGAAAAUUCAUAACUGGGGCAAAAGUUUCUGUAGGAAAUAAUGUGGCACACGCUUUAACCAAGCUCUGUCCUUAGCUGUACUUGAAAUUUCACACUGGAGAAUCAUGAACAUGAGAAACUCGUGAAAACCUUUAAUAAUGUUUAAUCUUAGAAAACAAGACAUUAUGUUGAGGGAAAUUCUGAAAAUGUGACAAUGCAAGAAAUUUUUCAUUAAAACUUUUUACUUGUUCAAUCUCAAAUACUUCGUCAUGAAGACAACAUUGAGAAGCCUAAAGAAUAUGCUAUUGUGUAACAGUAUUCUAGAGACUGAAAUGAUACAGUUUGAAGGGAAGCUGAUAUAGACAGGAACUACGUCAUUCAAAAUAACUUAAAAGAAAUCCCUGAACCUGACAAGAUUCAGUAUGCUUACCUCAAUUAAAGAAACCCAGACCAACCAUGCCAGUUAGAAGGAGAUUUUGCAAAUUGUGUGUCCAAGACUGGAUGCUCUUAAUCUGUAGAUAUGCCUAUGUGUUCUAUGGGUACUCAGUAUUCAUUAAGUUUAUCCCAUGCUCUUUGGAUUUUAAUGAUGGCAACU